AUGUCGAUAAAUUCCAUCGAAAAUUUCUCUAAUGAAUUUUUCUAUGAAAUUUUCGAUUAUCUUGAUGCUUGUGAAAUUUAUUAUGCUUUUUCAAAUCUUAAUUAUCGUUUUCAACAAUUAAUUAAUUCUUCAUCACUUCUAUUAAAAUUAACAUUUAAUUAUUCACAAUUACAAGAAAUAUUUAUGAAUAAUUAUCAACAAAUUUUACAUUUUAAUAAAAAUCAAAUAUUUUCAAUUCAUUUAUGGAUAUCAGAAAAUACUAAUCAAAUUAUUUCAUCAUUUACCAUUGAUUCAUCAUUUAAUUGUCUUGAAUCUCUUAUUUUUGAUUCAAUUGAACCAGAUAUAUUAAUUUCACUUCUUCCAAAAUUAAUUUGUUUACCUCGUCUUUUCUCAUUAAUAAUUGAUACAUGUUCUAUAGAAAAAGAUCUAGGAGAUAUCUAUCGAUUAAUUUUCAAUCUACCAAAAUUAAAAUAUAUCAAAUAUACAGCAAUAGAAUCUAAUGAUUUUGAUAUAAAGAUCUCAUUACCAAUUGCUACUAAUGAACAAAUAAGUUCUAUUGAACAUCUUAUUAUGGAUCAUCCUUGUGCUUUGGACGAACUUUUUGUUAUAAUAUCUUAUACGCCUCAUCUUCGUCAUUUAAAAUUUUUAAGUCUUACCGAUCGAAAUGUAAAUAUUAAAAAUAUUAAACCAAUAAAAUUACCAAAUUUAACACAUCUUUCUAUUCAUAUAUAUAGAAAAAUGUCAUUUAAUGUACUUGAUACAUUCAUUAGUAAAUUAAAUUCGAAAAUAAAAAUUUUAUCAUUGACAACAUUAGUUGAAGAUAUUACUUAUCUUGAUGCUAAUCGAUGGGAAAAAUUUAUUUUAACAAAAUUACCUCAAUUAGAAAAAUUCUAUUUUAAAUAUAGUGCAUAUUUUGAAGAAAAUUAUGAAACUCCAAUGUAUUUUGGACAAUGUGAUCAAUUUAUUUCAUCAUUUUGGCUUCAACGACAAUGGAUAUUAGAAACUGAAAUUGAAUUUGAAAAUAUUAUUUAUUCAAUUAGUCCAUACAAAAAAAGAUGGUAUGAAUAUGAUACACAACAUAAUAUGAUUAAUUCUUCUGAUCAAUUAUCUAAAUCUAUUCGACUUAGUCUAGAUGAAGUACGUCCUGAACAAUGGACGAAGACAAUAUUCAUAGAUGAUUAUAUUAAUCAUAUUUUAACUGUAACACAAAUUUAUCAUUUAGAAAUUCAUGUUAAAAUUUUUACUGAUAAAUUAAUGGAAAUUUUACAUUUAUUAUCUGAAAUUAAAACAUUAAAAAUUUAUUCUUUACCAAUUUUACAACAAGGAGAUUUAUCCGAAGAAGAAAUUGAAUUUCUUUGUGUUCUAUUACCUAAAAAUCAAAUUACAAAAAUUUGUUUUCAACAUAUGAAAGAUAUGGAUGAACUUUAUAUGUUAACUUUAAUUUGUUCACGUAUUAAUCAUCUUCAAAUCAAAUGUAUUGAUUAUAUGCAUGCUGAAUUAUUAACAGGACUUAUUUUAACACAAAUUAAGGGCAUAUCUAAAUCUUCACUUCGAUUAUUAUGUUUUUCUAUACCAGAAGCACAUGAUGAAAUGUGCGAAAAAUUAGAAAAAAUGAUUGAUGUUGAAAAUUUACAUUUUGAUUUUAUGAUUAAACAUGUUAUGGAUAAAAUUUAUUUACAAUGGAAAUGA
Messenger RNA from Rotaria sordida, 1689 nucleotides. NCBI's taxonomy places the organism in Eukaryota, Metazoa, Rotifera, Eurotatoria, Philodinida, Philodinidae. The record is from the annotation of a GenBank genome assembly.